CCCAUGGAAAUCUAGCGCAAAGUGGAUCCCUGGACAUACAUCCUAUCCCUCCCCAGCGCGGCAACCAGGCAAGACGAUCUCUUCCUCUCUGUCUCUCUCCCUUUUGGUCUCCCGAUACCCUGUGAGACUCUCCGUAUAUAACUCCUGGCAGUCCCCGACUCUGGAACUCUAUUCAUGCCUUUUUGUCUCGAUAUCGUCCGAGCAGAGAGAACACACCCCUGCUAGUUCCGAUCCGAUCUUCGCUUCUCCUCCGCCAGAAGCCCAACUAAACACGCCUGUGUCUAAUACUCGCCUUGUCAAGACCACGACAUCUCUUUAUCUAUAAUCCACCCAUAACAUACCAUCACCAAUAUUCGAUUCGACUAAAUAUGGAUCACGGCACGAUGAAUAUGGCCACCACCACCGCCGCCAUGGCUGCCACAGGCACCAUGAGCAUGCCCGCCGCGACUAGCAGCAAGGCCGCUAUGUCCAUGGGAGGCAGCGGUUGCAAGAUUUCUAUGCUCUGGAACUAUAACACUAUUGGAUCUUGCUUCAUCAGCAGCUCCUGGAAGAUCACCUCCAACGGCAUGUUCGCUGGUUCCCUUAUCGGCGUCAUCCUUCUCGUCAUCCUCCUCGAGGCCUUACGCCGCGCCGUCAAGGAGUACGACCGAUACCUCAUCCGCACCCACAAGGCCCGCUACGCCGACGCCGGCGCCGCCUCCCCGAGCUCCGCCAGCGCCGACGACCACGCCAAGGGCCCUUCGUCCUCCGCCGCCGCCGUCCGCUCCAACGUCAUCCCGCCCUUUCGUCCCAACGUCUUCCAGCAGGCCGUCCGUGCCCUUAUCCACGUCUGCCAGUUCGCUGUCGCCUACUUUGUCAUGCUUCUCGCCAUGUACUACAAUGGCUACAUGAUCAUUUGCAUCUUCAUCGGCUCCUACAUUGGCGCCUUCCUCUUCCAGUGGGAGACCCUGUUUGACGAGCCCACCUCCGCCGCCAGAGAGGCCACCGUCUGCUGCGGUUGAAUGUCUACAUUGUCUUGGAAUUCGGUCUUGCGAGACAUGAGACGACGUCACUGCGGAGGAUCCAUAAUAAUAUACCCCACGCAACAUCCAGUUGCCACGAUGCUUUUCAUAAUACAACGUCAAUAGA
This is a messenger RNA of Colletotrichum destructivum, 1128 nucleotides long. Its product is annotated as Putative Ctr copper transporter. The transcript has 4 exons. Gene Ontology annotation, molecular function: copper ion transmembrane transporter activity. Lineage: Eukaryota; Fungi; Ascomycota; Sordariomycetes; Glomerellales; Glomerellaceae. Gene Ontology annotation, cellular component: plasma membrane. The record is from RefSeq and is a predicted model, not a curated record. Gene Ontology annotation, biological process: copper ion transmembrane transport. The coding region runs from base 369 to 1001 and encodes 210 amino acids.